ACCCUGAUAACGUCAGAUGCGUCAUUCGCCAUUUUGCUGUUAAGGGAAUAAUAUUGCUCCAUUCAUACUGCAAUUUCCGCUGUUUCUGCACCGAAAUCGCGUUAUUAUUGAGGGAGGAGCGGCUUUAUUUCCAGCGUUUGUGCUGCGGAAAUCAUGUCAGAGAAUCCGGAUGAUCUGGAGCUCGAGUCUGAAGAGAAGCAGGAUUCUCCAGAAAAGACCUGUAACCCCAUACUGUCCGAAGAGGCCAAACUGAAGGCCAAAUAUCCAAGUCUGGGACACAAACCCGGCGGUUCAGACUUUCUGAUGAAGAGACUACAGAAAGGACAAAAGUACUUUGAUUCGGGCGAUUAUAACAUGGCGAAGGCGAAGAUGAAGAGCAAACACGUGGUGCAGAGCGCAGCCGAGAAGAGUCUGGUGACCGGAGACCACAUUCCCACACCACAGGACCUUCCUCAGAGGAAAAACACCAUCCUCACCAGCAAACUGGCCGGAUAAACACACACACACAUAUACACACACAUAUUUAAACUCAGACACAAACACACACACACACACACAUUUAUAUAUAUAUAUA
Danio rerio (zebrafish) is the source of this 574-nucleotide messenger RNA. NCBI's taxonomy places the organism in Eukaryota, Metazoa, Chordata, Actinopteri, Cypriniformes, Danionidae. The record is from RefSeq and is a predicted model, not a curated record.